This is a messenger RNA of Megalopta genalis, 2622 nucleotides long. RefSeq lists its product as uncharacterized. The record is from RefSeq and is a predicted model, not a curated record. NCBI's taxonomy places the organism in Eukaryota, Metazoa, Arthropoda, Insecta, Hymenoptera, Halictidae.
AGUAUAGCAUCAUCUAGCAAAAAGUUCGCGAGCCAGGUAGACCUUCGCAGUAGUGCUUGGAUAUCUGCAGGACUCAUCAUCGGCUUCCGGGACCAACGAUUCAUCGGCAAGGAAAAAUAAGUGUCUCGAGAGAUCUCGACGAACGAAGAUCGGUUGUUCGACGUUACCAGCCUAACCGUUAGAGGUUCGAUCAUUGAGGAUGGCGCAAUGGAUCAGCUUCGUCCUCCUCGUCGUCGCGGCGACGAUCGCGGUCACGGAGUCCAGAGUUAUUCCUGCUGAACCCGUUUCAGUGAUGCUGGAUCCUUAUGGCAACCCUAUAGUCUUCCUGCGAGAGAAAAGGACGCCCGUGCAGCCUUUUCCUCAGAGGGCAAUGAUGUUCAGCGGAUACUACAGGCCAGUGCGACGAUCGAAUCCUGGCAGCCAAGCGACAGGAGUGUUCGCGCAGGGCAACGCUGUCAGCGGCGAGGCAUUUAUCGGCGGAAUGCAAGCACCGCACUUGAACAAUGGCCCGGAACCGAUCGAGGAAUCGGAAGUCUCGAGCGCAGAGGCCCAAGCGGCGCCUGCUGACCCCGAAGAGUCCUACAACGAGGAGGAGCAAACCCCGGCGCAGCAAGAGGAUCAAUACCAGCCCGAAGGACAUCACCGUCAGGACGAACACUAUCCUCAACCGGAACAGCAUCCUUCGCAAGAGGAGUACCCUGUGGAAGAGGAUCAAGAUCGUCAUCAGCAAGGAAUUCUUCCUCCUCAGGAGCAACCGCAGCCUGAGUCCUCACCAGCGUUCACCACCGAAGCAACACCGGUCAGUCCAGUCAACGAACCCGUUAAUCCUACUUCCGAAGCUCCCGCGAGGCCCAAGGUGCACCGUGUUAAGAAACCCAAGAAGCCUCCGGUAGUAGUCGAAGACGACGACGAGGAAGACGAAGAGGAUGACGAAGAAGAUGUGUCCGUUCCCUUCGUGCCCUUCAAGGGCAACCGUCGUCGACAGAACUACCCGAAUUUGAACAACUACUUCCCGAUGGUGUUCAGCUUCCCCGGCGGGUCCACGCGAUCUGGAUCCCCCGGGUCUCCUCCGGGAUCCGUGACUGCGAUUGCUAACAGUUACUCCACUGGUAAAGGAGGAGUCGCCAGUUCGGUCGCCACUGCAUACGGAGGAUCUCCUAACGGAAAAAAGAAGCGCCCAGCAACCACCGAGGAAUAAAUCCCAUCGAGCCUUUGAGAUCGGGUUGAGAUCGGCCGUACGAUCGAAUCAACGAGUUGUGCCCUUCAUUCGAUAUACUUAACUCUUUGUGGUCCUACGUCGAUCUGCACUUAACAUUCGGUAAGAGUUUGUUUCUCGAAAGAAGACAGCUGAAGUGUCACUGCAGCCGCCGGCUUUUCUCCCCUAUUGCAAGCUUGACGCAACAAGAGCGGAGUGAACAGCAAAAACGAACUCGAAGCGUCUUCUUUCGAAAAAUAGAUAAUAGCUAGAACAAUUAGAAGUUCGAUCGAUCUAUGAUACAUUUGUUGCAACUGGAACCGGUGGAAGUACAAUCUCAGUUCGGUGUUGUAAUCUAGCAAAACGUUCUCAAUCGGUGGCACUAGAUACUUUGCCUUCGUCUUCAUUGGCCGACGACUCGUUACUGUCUCAUAAUUGAUCGUGCCGCAAAGUGGAGAGACAGAAGCUACGAAAAGAAUGCCGCUUCCUACAAGCACCGUAAACGUCUUGCUAAAUCACGACAUCGGAAACACGCUGAAUAGUUCUUCGACUGAUUCUGAUCAAUCUUUCGGAUCAUUAAGCAUUCCGCGGACUGCAAAGGGUUAAGAACGAUAUUUCCGCGGCAUCUUCACCUCCAUCCUUCACACGUCGGAUGAACUUCCGACAGCGUUACGGUCUUCCAUUCGUCUCAUCGGAGUGCCGUCCACCGAGAAAACGCAGCGGCGUCCUUAAAUCAAUUCGUGUUCCUGCCGACCAAUCGAAUUGCGCUGGCCCUUUACGAUCGAACGAGCCUCGACGAAGGUUCUCGACACAAUCGACUUCGACAAACAUACGAAAUGACGGUCUAUCGUUCGGGAGAAGAGACCCGAGGUGGUGGCUGGUCUAGGUAAGAUAUUUCCUCUGGUCUGUUCUUUCAAGGACGGUCGACGGCGAGAGCCUUCCCGCAUCGUUCCGGCUUUCGUCGGUCGAUUUUCUUCGCCCGGUGGUCGCCGUCCUGUCCAAACAAUCGAGAAACCGUAAUAGCAAUAAAACGGUAAUCUGGCAACAUUCGCUCGCCAGUGGGACAAUGCGAAGAGGCUCCGCCGGCGAAACGAUCGAAGACAGUCGCAUCGAUUCGAGAGUUUGUAAAGGGUUCGCGCGAUCGUUCGUUACUGUCACGAAAAGAGAACGAAAAAAAAGAAGAAGAACGAAACUGAUUCAAGCUUGUUGUAUCCUUAUAGUGUAGCGCGUAGAUUAGACAAGUAAUUUCUGAAUAGUUUGAUGAAUUCGAUGAGUCAGCGUCGAGAAGAGACGACGAGGCUGCGCGGUUCCCGUUGAAAUCUCGUGGCAGCGUGUACUUUGAUAUUUUUCGAGAAUCGGUAUUCGAGUAUCGUGUAAGAGUAUUAGUCCUUUAGGUAAUUCUACAAUAAAGCUGUUUUAAUAACGAA